CGGAAACCAUAGAGACGAACUGCAAGAGAGAGCUGUCCAAAUACAUUCAGGACGCGGCGCAGAGGCCUGGGGGAGCUCCUCCUAAAGGACUCCCAGUUCCAAGUUUAAGCUCCGCCCCAUUCAGCCCAGAAGAUUUGCCUUCACGCCAGGAUUCCGGAGUCGCCUUGGGCCGGACUCUGCCGCCGUGACUGGCCUUUGCGCAUGCGCGGGGAGAAGUGCGCGGAAGGUGAAGAUGGCGGCGGCCGGAGCUGGGGCCCUGGGAGUUCGAUGGCUGAGAAGGGCUGUCGGGAACGUGGUGCCGCUAGGGGCACGAACAGCCUCCCACAUUACCAAGGACAUGCUUCCGGGGCCCUAUCCUAAGACCCCAGAAGAACGGGCAGCCGCCGCCAAGAAGUACAAUAUGCGUGUGGAAGACUACGAGCCUUACCCGGAUGAUGGCAUGGGGUAUGGUGACUACCCGAAGCUCCCUGAUCGCUCACAGCAUGAGAGGGAUCCAUGGUAUGAAUGGGACCACACAGACCUAAGGUUGAACUGGGGUGAACCGAUACACUGGGACCUAGACAUGUAUAUCAGGAACCGUGUGGAUACAUCCCCCACACCUGUUUCUUGGAAUACCAUGUGUAAGCACCUUUUCGGCUUCGUGGCCUUCAUGAUUUUCAUGUUCUGGGUGGGGGAAAAAUAUCCCACCUACCAGCCUGUGGGGCCGAAGCAGUAUCCUUAUAAUAAUCUGUACCUGGAACGAGGAGGUGAUCCCACCAAAGAACCUGAGCCAGUGGUUCACUAUGAGAUCUGAGCAGGCACCAUGGGCUUUUGUGCUCUCUAACCAGAACUCCCUCAUUUCUAGAGAUUUAACCUUAAUGAAAUCCCUAAUAAAACUCAGUGCUGUGGUAUCUGUG
Messenger RNA from Urocitellus parryii (Arctic ground squirrel), 896 nucleotides. It is a transcript of the gene Ndufb8, whose product is annotated as NADH:ubiquinone oxidoreductase subunit B8. Lineage: Eukaryota; Metazoa; Chordata; Mammalia; Rodentia; Sciuridae. The record is from RefSeq and is a predicted model, not a curated record. Gene Ontology annotation, cellular component: mitochondrion; respiratory chain complex I. Gene Ontology annotation, biological process: mitochondrial electron transport, NADH to ubiquinone.